This is a messenger RNA of Batrachochytrium dendrobatidis JAM81, 1068 nucleotides long. RefSeq lists its product as uncharacterized. The transcript has 2 exons. The record is from RefSeq and is a predicted model, not a curated record. Gene Ontology annotation, molecular function: magnesium ion binding; GTP binding; GTPase activity. Gene Ontology annotation, cellular component: mitochondrion. Lineage: Eukaryota; Fungi; Chytridiomycota; Chytridiomycetes; Rhizophydiales. The annotation marks the transcript as partial.
UUUGUGGAUUUUAAAUAUAUCAAAGUAUGUGCUGGAAACGGAGGUGAUGGAACGAUAGCCUUUUUGAAAGGACUUAAUGGUCCAAUUGGUCCUCCAGCUGGAGGAAACGGCGGUCGUGGCGGGAAUAUUUAUAUAACGGCAUCCAAAAACAUCACUUCUCUUAACAAUGUUCUUAAUCGGUAUAUGGCUCGUAGUGGUUCGGCUGGAAUGGGAAAGCAAAUGCAUGGCCAUGAUGGGGAGGAUUUAGAUAUUGUUGUUCCAGUUGGCACUCUUGUCAAGGAAUUUGAGCUGCUUGAAGACGGUGAACGCAAGCUCGUUGUCCGAGGUGGUGCAGGCGGUCUUGGAAACACGCAUUUUGUUACCCCGACAAUUCCAGGUCCUGGUAUUGCUGGGAGAGGAGUCAGGGUUGAGCCCAUUGUUUUGCAAUUGGAGUUAAAAACUAUGGCUGAUGCAGGAUUGGUAGGUCUUCCUAAUGCAGGAAAGAGCACGUUGCUUAAAGCCACAUCUAAUGCCCAUCCAAAAAUUGCACCUUAUCCAUUCACCACUCUCAACCCCUAUGUUGGAACCAUUGAUUUUGAAGAUUUUUGGACCAUGACAAUUGCAGAUAUCCCCGGAAUUAUCAAGGGUGCUCACGACAAUCUUGGCUUGGGCCAUCGAUUUUUACGACAUAUUGAACGCACAAAGUUACUUGUAUAUGUCAUUGAUCUAGCUGGCGAAGCUCCAUGGGACGAUCUUGCCACAUUACAAAAUGAGCUUGAAGCAUUUCAAAAAGACAUGACGGAUCGCCCUUCAUUGAUUGCUGCCAACAAGGCAGAUAUAUCAGAAAUUUCAAAGCAAAAUUUCGCUAUUUUAAAAUCCAAAACCAAGAUACCGAUUGUGCCAAUCUCUGCCAAACAUGAAAAAAAUAUUCGUGCAUUUACUGGUGUGAUGCGCAAAAUAGUCGAGGAGAUUAAUCGAAAAGAAGCUGCAAAGUCUGCUGUCAAAACUGCAGAGAAAAACGCAGUGAUUGCUUCUCGAAUUGCUGCUCGGAUCGCUUUAAAAAACGUUGAUGAAAAGCCAAUUCCAUAA